GUCAUGUGAUCAGCUGUGUCCAAUCACAGCUAAUCACAUGGGACAUGUGCACUGAUCAUCAGGGCACUGAUGAUCAGUGUGCCCUGAUGAUCAGUGUGGCCCCAGAAGUGCCACCUGUCAGUGUCCAUCAGUGCCAGCAGUCAGUGCUUAUCAGUGACAGUGCCCAUCAGUGCCAUAUCAGUGCAUACCAGUGCACAUCAAUGCCACAUAUCAGUGCCCAUCUGAGCUGCCUUUUGAUGUCACCCAUCAGUGCCAGUCAGUGCCACCUAUCAAUGCCAAUCAGUGCUGCCAAUCAGUGCCGCCUAUCAGUGCCGGUCAGUCGCCUAUCAGUG
Messenger RNA from Staurois parvus, 332 nucleotides. Lineage: Eukaryota; Metazoa; Chordata; Amphibia; Anura; Ranidae. The record is from the annotation of a GenBank genome assembly.